Prunus avium (sweet cherry) is the source of this 4980-nucleotide messenger RNA. Its product is annotated as pleiotropic drug resistance protein 3-like. Gene Ontology annotation, cellular component: membrane. The record is from RefSeq and is a predicted model, not a curated record. Lineage: Eukaryota; Viridiplantae; Streptophyta; Magnoliopsida; Rosales; Rosaceae. Gene Ontology annotation, molecular function: ATP binding; ATP hydrolysis activity; ABC-type transporter activity.
GUAAUUGUUUUCACUUUUCAGAAAGCCCAAGAAGUUGUUUUGUUCUAGUCAGGGCAGGCUCUUUUUUGCGCAUUUCACCGCUGAUCAUGAGCUUAGCUGCGGUCUGAUGAUUUUAAGAUGGUUGGCAGAGAUGAGAUAGAGUCACUAAGAAUUGAGUUGGAAGAGUUUGGAAGAAGCCUUAGGUUAUCAUUUCAGAGUCGCUCCUCCAGUUUCCGAGGCAAUUCAGUAUUGAGUUCUGCCAAAGAUGACUCUGAUGCUCAAUAUGCUGAGCAGUGGGCAGCUAUUGAGAGAUUGCCAACAUUUGAACGAUUGAAAUCAUCUUUGUUUGAUAAGGGUGAGGAUGAAAAUGAGGCUGACGGUGAAGGAAAGCGAGUGGUUGAUGUUACCAAGCUUCGAGCUCUGGAACGACAUCUGUUCAUAGAGAAGCUCAUCAAACACAUUGAGAAUGACAACCUUCGUCUCUUGCGUAAAAUUAGAAAUAGGAUUGACAGGGUUGGCGUAGAAUUGCCCACUGUCGACGUGAGGUAUAAGGAUCUCUGUGUGGAAGCAGUGUGUGAGGUGGUUCAUGGAAAACCCCUCCCAACUCUAUGGAAUUCUGUCAAAAGCAUGCUUUCUGUUUUAGCCAAGUUUCCUGGUUCAAAGUCUCGUGAGGCCAAGAUAAGCAUUAUUAAAGACUUUAGGGGUACAAUAAAGCCAGGAAGGUUAACUUUACUUCUUGGCCCCCCAGGAUGUGGGAAGACCUCCUUUUUAAAGGCGCUAUCAGGGAAUCUGGACAAAUCCCUCAAGUGGUCAGGCGAAGUUACCUACAAUGGACACAAACUAGGGGAGUUUGUCCCCCAGAAAACUUCAGCUUAUAUAAGCCAACUCGACGUGCACAUUCCUGAGAUGACUGUGAGGGAAACACUUGAUUUUUCAGCCCGCUGUCAGGGUAUUGGAAGCCGAGCUGAUUUUAUGCUGGAAGUGAGUAAAAGGGAGAAGGAGGCAGGAAUUAUUCCAGAUCCAGAUGUAGAUACCUACAUGAAGGCAAUUUCUGUUCAAGGACUGAAAAGAACGCUUCAGACAGACUACAUAUUGAAGAUCCUUGGACUUGAUAUAUGUGCUGACACUCUGGUUGGAGAUGCCAUGAGAAGAGGUAUCUCUGGUGGACAAAAGAAGAGACUAACAACAGCGGAGAUGAUCAUUGGUCCCACGAAAGCUUUGUUCAUGGAUGAAAUAACAAAUGGCUUGGACAGUUCCACUGCAUUCCAGAUUGUUGCUUGUCUUCAGCAGCUGGUGCAUAUAACAGAUGCUACUUUACUAGUUUCUCUUCUUCAGCCUGCACCGGAGACCUUUGAUCUCUUUGAUGACCUUAUAUUAAUGUCAGAAGGGAAGAUUGUUUAUCAUGGUCCGCGGGAUCAUGUCUUGGAAUUUUUUGAGGAUUGUGGGUUUAAGUGUCCUGAGAGGAAAGGGGUUGCUGAUUUCAUUCAAGAGGUAAUCUCUAAAAAGGAUCAAUCACACUAUUGGUACCAUGCGGAACCUCACAACUAUAUAUCCAUUGAUAUGUUCUCAAAAAAAUUCAAGGCAUCUUCUUUUGGGAAGAAGCUAGAUGAAGAUCUCAUACAGACAGAUGAUGAGCCCCAAAACCAUAAGAAUUCUCUUGCCCUUAGUGUGUAUUCUCUUUCUAAAUGGGAACUCUUUACAGCUUGUGCAUCAAGAGAACUUCUUCUAAUGAGGAGGAAUUCUUUUAUCUAUGUGUUCAAGACAGUUCAGCUUAUCAUCAUUUCAUUUAUUACGAUGACUGUAUUUUUGAGGACUCGAAUGGAUGUUGAUGUUCUGCAUGGUAACUACUACAUGGGUGCCUUGUUCUUUGCUCUCACCAUACUUCUCGUCGAUGGAAUUCCUGAGAUGUCGAUGACACUUCAAAGACUGGAAGUUUUCUACAAACAGAGAGACCUGUGUUUCUACCCAGCUUGGGCUUAUGCAGUUCCUGCAACACUAUUAAAAGUUCCUGUUUCAUUUGUGGAAGCCCUGGUUUGGACUUCUCUUACUUAUUAUGUCAUUGGAUACAGUCCUGAGGCCCAGAGGUUCUUCUGCCAGUUCUUGCUACUUUUUGCCGUUCACUUAACAUCACUAUCCAUGUUUCGCUUCCUGGCCUCAUUCUUUCAGACUAUGGCUGCCACUAUGACAGCUGGUAGUUUUGCAAUAUUGUUUCUCUUGCUAUUUAGUGGAUUUGUUAUCCAAAAACCUUCCAUGCCUGCUUGGUUAGAGUGGGGUUUCUGGGUUUCCCCCCUGACAUAUGGAGAGAUAGGUCUCUCUGUAAAUGAGUUUCUUUCUCCUCGAUGGCAAAAGAUGCUAUCCACAAACACUACUAUUGGGAGAGAAGUACUUGGAAGCCGUGGGCUAAACUUUGAUGGAUAUCUCUACUGGAUAGCACUUGGUGCCUUAUUUGGGUUUUCAAUAGUUUUCAGCAUCGGAUACACCUUGUCAUUAAGUUUCUUGAAGUCUCCGGGAUCAUCUCGUGGUAUCAUUUCACAUGAAAAGCUCUCCCAAAUUCACAGAGCUGAUGACUACCUCAGUGAUGCCAAUGUAGAAGAAAAGUUGGCAAAUCAUCCUCCUAAAACCACCAAUAAAGGCAGGAUGGUCUUACCUUUUACUCCCUUGACACUGGUGUUCCAAGAUGUGCAAUACUAUGUUAUUCCUUUGGAAACCAGGGAACGUGGAUUUAAUCAGAAAAAACUCCAGCUUCUGAGUGAUGUUACAGGAGCAUUUAGGCCUGGUGUUCUUACAGCAUUGAUGGGUGUCAGUGGAGCUGGGAAAACAACUCUUCUUGAUGUUCUGGCAGGCAGAAAGACUAGUGGCUACACUGAAGGAGACAUAAAGAUUGGUGGGUAUCCCAAGGUUCAAGAAACAUUUGCUAGGAUAUUGGGUUACUGUGAGCAGACCGACGUACAUUCUCCACAAAUCACCGUAGAAGAAUCUCUGAUCUUUUCUGCUUGGCUGCGUCUGGCGUCUCAGAUUGACUCAAAAACAAAAGCUGAGUUUGUGAAUGAAGUCCUUGAGACCAUUGAGCUUGAUGGGAUAAAAGAUGCCUUGGUUGGCAUACCUGGUGUUAGUGGUCUAUCAACUGAGCAGCGUAAGCGGCUUACAAUUGCUGUGGAGCUUGUUUCAAACCCCUCCAUAAUCUUCAUGGAUGAACCUUCAACUGGUUUGGAUGCAAGAGCUGCUGCAAUAGUCAUGCGAGCAGUGAAGAAUGUAGCUAAUACAGGAAGAACAAUUGUAUGCACCAUUCACCAACCAAAUAUCGAUAUAUUUGAGGCAUUUGAUGAGCUAAUUCUUUUGAAAACCGGAGGACGUAUAAUCUACUCUGGACCAUUGGGCCAGCACUCGAGUAGGGUUAUAGAAUAUUUUCAGAGUAUUCCUGGUGUUCAUAAAAUUAGAGAUAACUACAAUCCAGCAACGUGGAUGCUCGAGGUCACUUCUACAUCAGCUGAAGCUGAACUUGGUGUUGAUUUUUCCCAAAUAUACAGAAAAUCUUCUUUGCAUGAGAACAAUAUAGAGCUUGUAAGACAGUUGAGCACCCCACCUCCUGGUUCAAGAGAUCUGCAUUUUUCUACCCGCUUUUCUCAAAAUGGAUGGAUACAAUUCAAAUCUUGUCUAUGGAAGCAGAACUUGUCUUAUUGGAGGAGUCCUCCAUACAACUUGAUGCGCAUCAUGCAUACGGUUGUAUCAUCCAUAAUUUUUGGGGCAUUAUUUUGGAACCAAGGACAGCAUAUAACCAAUCAGCAAAACUUAUUUAACAUACUUGGUUCAAUGUACGCCGGCGUCAUCUUCUUGGGCAUAAAUAACUGCUCAACAGUUCUGCAAUAUGUUGCAACAGAGAGAACUGUUAUGUAUAGGGAGAAAUUUGCAGGGAUGUACUCUCCAUGGGCUUUUUCACUUGCACAGGUGGCAGUAGAAGUUCCCUAUCUAUUUAUCCAGGCAGUCAUAUUUCUGAUCAUCACAUAUCCCAUGAUUGGAUAUUAUGGAUCAGCAUAUAAGGUUUUCUGGUACUUCUAUGCUGUGUUUUGUUCAUUGAUGUACCACAACUACAUGGGAUUGAUGCUGGUGUCGUUGACGCCAAACUUCAUGAUAGCUGCAAUUCUAUCGUCGGUGUUCUACACGUUAUACAAUCUGUUUGCUGGUUUUCUGAUUCCUAGACCGCAAAUUCCUAAAUGGUGGAUUUGGUUGUAUUACCUGACUCCAACAUCUUGGUCACUACACGGUUUGCUUACUUCACAAUAUGGAGACAUAAACAAGGAGGUUAUAGUAUUUGGGGAAACCAAAACAGUGUCUGACUUCUUAAAGGAUUACUUUGGGUUUCACCAUGAUCAGUUGGCUCUGGUUGCAGUGGUUCUCAUUGCUUUUCCCAUUGCUUUCGCAUCCAUUUUUGCGUUCUGCAUAGGGCGGUUGAACUUCCAGAGGAGGUGAAACUCCCUCUUACCAUAGAUGAGGAAAAUGUCAUAUGUACUAGAUAGCCAUCUGUUUGUAUGUAAACCUGUCAGUUGGUAAUAAUGUUCAAAACUAUUAUAGCCUCCUACAAGAUAUGUUUUAAGUUGUAAGUUUGUAAUGUUAGAUAAAUUAUGUUUCUCUUUUCCUCUCAGCCAUUUGGAUGGAAUAUUUCUAGGCUCUGAGCCAAAUUAACGAAGGAACAAGAAAUUAAAAUUUUAAGAAAACGAGUGGAUCAAUAAUCAUAAUUUCGUUGUUUACCAAACAAAUGUAUCAAGACAUUGAUGUUGCUUUGCAGCUGAUGCUUUCUUGCGCACAGCAAUCUAAUACAGAAAUCAGCUUUUUUACAUUUUUUCAUCCACUAGACUCAAAAUUCAAUACAUCUUCUUUAAUGUGAUCCAAACAUGCCAAAUGGAAAUAUUUGAAAAUUAAAAAAAAAGGGAAACACAAUGACAAGCAAGCGAACGCGAGACUUCUGACUUCGAAAGCAGAUUAUUGACCAACUGCAAGCAGAGA